Molecule: messenger RNA, 1928 nt
Organism: Bemisia tabaci
Lineage: Eukaryota; Metazoa; Arthropoda; Insecta; Hemiptera; Aleyrodidae
Source: RefSeq, a predicted model, not a curated record
CGGACUCUCACUCCGGCUUUCCAGUUAUCCGCCAGACACAAGUCCUCCAUGGUUUCAGCCGAGGGCUGCCCCGUCCUGCACGGCACGGAGGCCAACGUUGCGGUCAAAGAUUACAGCCAAGUCCCCGGCCCGAGACCAAUCCCGCUGUUGGGGAACACAUGGAGGUUUAUACCGUUUGUAGGGGAUUACCGAAUCGAGGAGGUCGAUAAAGUUUCUCUGCGGCUCCACCGACAGUAUGGCAACAUCGUAAAAAUAUCGGGUCUUUUGGGUCGUCCAGACAUGGUGUUCCUUUACGACGCCGACGAGAUCGAAAAAGUAUUCAGGAACGAAGAACUCAUGCCUCACAGGCCGUCCAUGCCCUCUCUUAACUACUACAAACACAAGCUCCGCAAGGAUUUCUUCGGGGAUGACGCGGGAGUUAUUGCUGUCCAUGGCGAAAAUUGGUACAAAUUCCGGACGAAAGUUCAACAACCGAUGCUUCAACCUCGAGUGAGCCGUCUGUACGUCGAACCGAUUUCCAAUACGGCCGAUGAGUUCAUCAGCAGGGUUCGAGAAAUUAGAGAUUCAAAGCUUGAGGUACCGGCUGACUUUCUGAACGAGAUUCACAAAUGGUCAUUAGAAUCAAUCGCUCGUGUGGCCUUGGACGUGCGGUUAGGAUGUUUGGAUGGGAGUAAAAUGCAGACGGAGACACAGGAGCUCAUUGACGCUGUCAACACUUUUUUCAAGAACGUCGGAGUCCUGGAAUUAAAGGUUCCAUUUUGGAAACUAUUCAGCACACCCACGUGGAAUAAAUAUAUCAACGCUUUAGAUAAAAUUACGAACAUCUCGAUGAAACACAUAUCCUCAAGGUUGGAAGAAUUAACGAAAGACUCCAAAGUUGAAGUAAAUGAGAAAUCAUCUCUAGUCCAGCGAGUUUUGGCUCUGGAUCCAAGUAAUCCAAAAAUCGCCGCAAUUCUGGCAUUGGAUUUGUUUCUAGUUGGCAUCGAUACGACAUCCGCGGCGGUGGCUUCGAUCCUAUAUCAACUCAGCACCAACGGUGAAAAGCAAGAGAAGUUGAAGGAGGAGAUAGACCGAGUUUUCCCAGGUCCUAACGACGAGAUUACCUACCAGAAGUUGGAGGAAAUGAGCUACCUCAAAGCAUGCAUCAAAGAAACUUUGAGAAUGAGACCCGUCGUUAUUGGAAACGGACGGUGCAUGACGCAAGACACAGUCAUUUGCGGAUACAACAUACCCAAAGGCGUCCAAGUGGUGUUCCAGCAUUACGUCAUCAGUAACAGCGAUCGAUACUUUUCCGAGCCGGAAAAAUUCCUGCCGGAAAGAUGGCUGAAGAGUAGCAAAGAGAACCACCAUCCGUUCGCAGCUCUGCCGUUCGGCUAUGGACGGAGAAUGUGUCUCGGUCGACGAUUUGCCGACCUGGAAAUUCAAACUAUAAUCACAAAGAUGAUCCAAGCUUUUAAAAUCGAGUACCACCAUGGGGAAUUGGAGUACAGGAUACAUCCUAUGUAUAUGCCCGAUGGACCACUUCGAUUUAAAUGUAUCGAUCGAUAGGCAAUGGUCGAUUGAUCGAUGAUUGUGAGAGUUCGCGUGAGGAGGCUAUAACCUGCAGCCAUUCGAUCGAAUCGAACAUUUCGCUGGAAAAGGCCGAGAGCGGUGAACGAUGUAACGAUGUACACUUCGCGGUAUCCGUGAAAAUUGAAGGCGCAUUUGCUGAAUUCCAAUUUCUGUUUUUCCCGUAGUGUAGUAAUUGAGUUGCCUAAUUAGUUUAAUUGUUACCUGUUAUCCUCUAUUGAUGUUUCACGCUACAGAAAUUGGAGAGCUUACGGUUGUGUCCCGAAGAUCCAUUCCCAUCCGUCCGAAAUAUUGCAGAACUUUUUUACACUGUUUUAUUUGUAAAUUAAAAUAAAAUUUAACUUUUAUACCGUUGUGAA